Messenger RNA from Pygocentrus nattereri (red-bellied piranha), 3982 nucleotides. It is a transcript of the gene kics2, whose product is annotated as chromosome 1 C12orf66 homolog. Gene Ontology annotation, biological process: protein localization to lysosome; cellular response to amino acid starvation; negative regulation of TORC1 signaling. The record is from RefSeq and is a predicted model, not a curated record. Gene Ontology annotation, cellular component: KICSTOR complex. NCBI's taxonomy places the organism in Eukaryota, Metazoa, Chordata, Actinopteri, Characiformes, Serrasalmidae. The coding region runs from base 229 to 1704 and encodes 491 amino acids. The transcript has 5 exons.
AAACCCAGAAGAAAUUGCAGAGUGGAAAUUCUCUCUACAGGUUCUCUGUGAAGAACCCUUAAAGAACCGGGCUUUUGUUUGGAGAGUGCUCAAGGUGGCAGCAAUGCACAUUGUCGUCUUCAAUCUGUCAUAAAACCGUCGACAGAACGCGGCAAAGAUCGCCAGUUAAGGUAGAACCAGUGCUCCGGCGGAGAACAGGCGCCUGUCGCCAGCUUGCUGACCGUGAAGAUGGUUGUCGGUGGAAAUGUCUUCGCCCUGAACACUUUCUGGAUAGAGACGUCUUACAAAAACGCUUUAGACAUCAUGACCGAGGCCCUGCGCGACGAGGAGCUGCGGCCCGUGCCGAAGGAGAGGGCCAUCCUGGAGAGCUUCUUCACGCAGCUCGGCAUGUUCUCGUUCGACCGGGCGAAGGACUACGUGGAGAAGGAGAAGGACAGCAGCAAGAGCGCCGGCGCUAUCUGGGCCUCGCUGCUGGCCGCGCUCGCCCACCUGGCCGCGGCGGAAAAAGCCUACCACAACAUGACUUUCCUCGGGCAAAAACUGGGUGGUCAGUCGUUCUUCAGCAGGAAGGAUUCCAUUAGGACAAUUUACACAUCCUUACACAACGAGCUGAAGAAGGUAGUAUCUAUGGGCCGUCACCCCCCCGGGGGCUCCAGCCCUUACCUGGAAGAGCUGCUCUCCCAUCUGUCUGAGCAGCUGUGCCACUUCACGCAGGCCAGGAUGGAGAUUGCCGACCUAUAUGAGAAGAUGCACUCACUCAGCAGCCAGAAAACGGUCAACUCUGAGGAGCUGGUGAGCACGUUGGAGAGUAUCAUGCAGAAAUACAGUUCCAGGUUCCACCACCCUAUCCUGAGUCGACUGGAGGGCAGUUUCCAGGUGGAGGUGGAUGUCCUGACACAGCUCCUGCGCUGCCAGGCCCAGAUCUCCGAGUGGCACUUCCUGCCUUCGCUGCUUAACCUGCACGGUGCCCACUCCAAGCUGCAGGCGUGGGGCCAGGCCUUCGAGCGCCAGCGUGAGACCCGCAAGCACCUGUUCGGCGGCCAGUCGCAGCGGGCUGCACAACCGCCACACCUCUACUUGUGGCUGCAGCGUUUGCAGGGGGCUCUGCUGGCCAAGUUCACCUUCUACUUCCAUGAGGCGCUGAGCCGGCAGGCGCCACCGGCUGAGAUGAAGGCCCUGACGGCCCGCACCUCACCCGACUAUUUCGGCAAAUUGUCCGCCUUCAUCCGCAAGCAUGACGCCUCCAACGUCUCGCUGGUCUUCGACAACCGAGGCUCAGAGAGCUUCCAGGGCCAUGGGUACCAUCACCCACACUCGUACCGUGAUGCGCCCAAAGGAAUGGACCAGUUCCCAGCUGUGGUGUCUCUUCCCGGGGGUGAGAGGCCACUCACUCACUGGCCCAACGUCAUCAUGAUCAUGAGUGAUCGUGCAUCUGAGCUCAACUCACUGGACAAGGUCAUGCACUUUUACGACGACAAAGUCCAGAGCACGUAUUUCCUGGCCCGUCCCGAGCCCCACUUCACUUUGGUGGUGAUCUUUGAUGGGAGGAAGUCGGAGAAGGACUCGCACGUGGUGGCCUUCCUGCAGGAGAUUUCCACGUCUCUGAGGAACUCCAAACCCUUCAGUACGCUCAAGCCAGGCUCCAAAGGGGGUUCUGCUGGCCAGGCUCAGCUUCUGCUUCCAGGAAGACCAUCCUACAUCUAAACGACUUAAAACAGUGCUUAGCCAAAGCGAUCCCUCAGCAAGCAUGCGUUGAUUAGUUAUUAAUUCCUUUAUGGAAUUAUUUGGUUAUGUCUCUCAAGGCCCACUAACAGCAUUUCCUUAAAUGUUUUUCAGUCGCUCUUUGAGUCCUAAUGCUGCUGAAACGGUUUUUAUAUUUAAACUUUUUUUUUAAUCUCAGUGAAACGCCAGAGGUCCAGUAAAUGUGCUAAUAAUUUAGCUUCGUACUGUGAACUUUAGCGACCAAUCGUCAUCAGACCAAAGUAGCUUUUUUUGCCUGAAGUUGGCCUUUUUACUAGACUUUUGAAACUCAUUUUGUCCUUUUUUCUGGUCUUGCUGGGGUUGAGUAUUGAAAGUCCUGCUGCUGUGAAGGCUUUGCCUUAAUUUUUUAUUUGCAGAGCACAAAACAUUUUAACAGCCGAGCAUUUGAUUUUAGGAUUCUUUCUUAUUUGUGCUCUGCAAUUAUUUACUAAAAUAAAGGUUAUUUAAAAUGUUUGAAUACAAUGUUGCAGUUACUCCAUGUGCUUGAGUUGAACAACUUCAAACCUUUGAAGAAAGGCAAAGAAAAACAAAAAUUAAGACGUCCAGCUAUACUUGGGCAGGUGGGGGGGUAAAUGAGUCAGUGGGUCAGUCAAACUGUUGGUCUGUCGGUCGAGCUGUCAGUCAGUUGAUUUGUUGUUUGGUCAGUCGAUCAGUCACACUGUCUGUUGAUUUAGUCAAACUGUUGGUUGGUCGGUUGGUCAAACAUGUUCUGUUGGUUGGUCGGUCUGUCGUUUGGUCGGUCGAUUGUUCGGUCUUUCGAUCAGUCAAAUUGUCGAUCAGCCAGCCAGUCAGUCGCCCAAACUGUCUGUUAGUUGAUUGGUCAAACUGUUUGUCAAUCAAACUGUCACUGGUUGGUUGGUGACAGUAAUGUUUAGUUCUAGUAACUUAAACCUCCAGCCAGGAAUAUGUGCCACAACCACCCCUGGACUGGCAUCAGCUUAUAAACUGUUCUAUCAAACGGAAGUGAUUAAAAAGAGUUGCUGAAUUUUCUACCCUCUUCUUCAGUAGGCUGUAUUUAAGAUGUAAAGUUAAUAAUUUAGCCUGUCCAAAAAAUUCUGUGCAUGCCAAAGUAACGUGGCACCAAUUCCAUUCUGACAGGGACAUGGAAGUGUGGCUCCUGACAUUUUUAGCAGGAUAUACAUGACGACAAACUGGCAUUGCAUACUAUGCAUGCUUGUUCUUUUCUUUCAUUUGAAUUGUUUAGAGCAGGGGUGUCCAGUCUUACCCGCAAAGGGCCAGUGUGGAUGCUGGAUUUCAAUCCAACAAAGCAGGAGGUCAGAUGAUCAGGUGUUUGAGGCCUGAGAGGAACUGAUUUGAACUAACAGAGUCAGAUGUGCUUCAGCUUGUUUGGAGUACAAACCUGCAGCCACACCCUUGGUUUAUAGAGAGACAACAUGCAGCUGUACACUGCUGAUGCUGCUGUCUCUGCUCUCGAUUAGUGGACAAACUUUAUGCAGAUGAGUCGAGCAUCAGGUUGGUAAGAGGUGGGAAACUGCUCGUCACUCCCAAAGUCAAGAUAGCAUGUAUCUGACAAUGGUGGAUAAAACUGAUGGAAGUGGGAGAAUUAUGUUAGUUGAAAAUUCAAGUUUUUAAAAUAAUUUAAAGUUUUGUUCUUUUAUUAUUAUUAUUUUUAUUUUUGAAUCCUGAAUUCUGGGAAUGCUGCAGCCCCCUCAGCACACCCAUUAACCGUUUCCCUGCAUUCUAAAACCCUGUAUGAUAAAAAUAUCACGCAGUAAAACUACAGCUGGCUCUGGGGCCACUGGAGAUUCAUCCUACUUCAGCUUGGUAAUGCAUAUUUAAAAUAGCUGCCAGCUCCAAGAGGCAUUGAUUCCAAAAAUGGCUUAAAAUGACUUUAAGACUGUGCUAAUGAACACAUGCGGCUAACCUAAUGAUUAUUGCAGUUCGUUUUAGGGAGCAAGUAGCAAAACCAUUAAUAGCUGGAAUAAUUAGCUUUACUGUGCUUAGAGAGUGACUGGGGUGUUUGAAAAUCAACGGAAAGAUCAGUGCCAAAUUGGGAAUGACUAAUAAACAGUUAUCCGAGAAUAACCAAGUAUUUUUGGGAUAGAAAAGGUUAAAAAAUGCCUUCAAGAUUGCAGACAAUUUGCUAUGUUUCUGCAUUAAACAAUACACUCGCUAGUAUUUCACUUUUCUUUACAUGAUUUGAUGUCACUUGUCCCUUAUAUUGUGUCAAAAAGGCGUAAAAUAAACAGUUCAAACUUUU